Oncorhynchus tshawytscha (Chinook salmon) is the source of this 1471-nucleotide messenger RNA. Its product is annotated as homeobox protein Hox-C4a-like. The transcript has 2 exons. The coding region runs from base 18 to 848 and encodes 276 amino acids. NCBI's taxonomy places the organism in Eukaryota, Metazoa, Chordata, Actinopteri, Salmoniformes, Salmonidae. Gene Ontology annotation, biological process: embryonic skeletal system morphogenesis; anterior/posterior pattern specification; regulation of transcription by RNA polymerase II. Gene Ontology annotation, molecular function: DNA-binding transcription factor activity, RNA polymerase II-specific; RNA polymerase II cis-regulatory region sequence-specific DNA binding. Gene Ontology annotation, cellular component: nucleus. The record is from RefSeq and is a predicted model, not a curated record.
UUUCACUCCAGAAAUUAAUGAUCAUGAGCUCGUAUUUGAUGGACUCUAACUACAUCGAUCCGAAAUUUCCUCCUUGUGAGGAAUAUUCACAAAAUAGCUACAUCCCAGAACACAGCCCUGAAUACUACAGCCGCAUGAGAGACACUGUCUACCAGCAUCACCACCAGGAGUUGUAUCCUCCGCGAGUUUCCUACCAGGAGCGCCCGUAUAACUGUGUAAGCAUCCCCGAGCCCGAGCCCGAGCCCCAGACUGGCCAUGGGCUUACACACUCGGGGAAUCUUCUCGCGGGGAAGGCACAGACAGCUCCACGUGAGCCCUUGCCACCGUUACCCACAUCCCCUACGAUCCCACCGACUGCGCCGCCUACCUGCAUCCAAGCCACCCCGGAGCAUCCCAUCAGCUCUACCUCGUCUAAGCAGCCUGUAGUGUACCCAUGGAUGAAGAAAAUCCACGUCAGUACCGCGAAUCCUAAUUACAAUGGAGCAGACGCAAAGCGGUCCAGAACAGCUUACACUCGCCAGCAGGUCUUAGAACUGGAGAAGGAGUUUCACUAUAACCGCUACCUAACUCGGCGAAGACGCAUCGAGAUUGCCCACACCCUGGUUCUCUCCGAGCGCCAGAUCAAAAUUUGGUUUCAGAACCGAAGGAUGAAGUGGAAAAAAGACCAUAGGCUACCCAACACGAAAGUGAGAUCCUCCUCCAACACUAGCGUUAUCUCCGGGUCCAACACAGCGUCAACAACAGCCAGCACUCUCCAGCGUGCGGUGGUCUCCAACACUGUGCCAGCUUCGGAGGAACUCUCUCGAGUGUCCGUAGUCGAAAGAAACCAGGAUAUUACAAGGUUAUAGACAAACAAUAAUAUCUAACAAAUAGGAAGAAAAAACAACGGAUUAUUUAUUUAAAAAAAUACAUAUUAUUUUUUAUAUAUUUGUUCCUCGUAGUGUUCUUGUGCGUAAACGGGGUUUUCCUCUCAGUCCACAGUUAUUCACGAUUGCAUGUUACAUAGCAUGGAUUACUGUAGAUAUCAAUGCAUUAUUACGGUUAUCAGGGUUAAUUUAUUUAUGAUAGAAAUUGUUACAUUUUUUUGUAAAACAUUUUUGACAACAAUAAUGGACAUUAUCAAUGAAUUUGAAUGUCAAUAGAUCUACAUGCACAAUAGUUUUAUUUAUUCUCUGAAAAAGAAUGGUAGGGUAAUUUAUUUAUUUUUUAAUCUCAGAAGUGACAGUAACAAUAGCAAGUAUACGUACCAUUAAAACGAUAUAUUGCAAUAGCCUACAUGUGAAUCAGUGAAAUGUUGUGAAUUAUUUUUCAGCACAACCUCUUAUCGGGAAAAGUAAAUCUUAGGUAAUGAGUGUAGUGUGUUUUGUGAUGACUUUUCUGUGAUUUAGCUUUAUUUGAAUUGAUCAGAUGCAACAAAAUACGUAUAGUGUAUUUGUGAUAAUCGCAGUGGUCAAUAAAACAGUGUCGAGUA